Cladocopium goreaui is the source of this 3369-nucleotide messenger RNA. Lineage: Eukaryota; Dinophyceae; Suessiales; Symbiodiniaceae. The record is from the annotation of a GenBank genome assembly.
GUACUUGUCUUCUUCUUCGUGGUCGUUGUGUCAGUGGAUGUACGACAGGCCACCGGAGCAGAAAUUGCAGACGAUGGUUCGUGGCCAUCGGAUCAUGUAUUUCUGCUCUGGUCGCUUUGGCCCAACGUGGAAAGAGGACGGCAAGACGUUCAACGGGCCGCUGCGCGCUACUGAAAUGGCCGCAAACAAAGAUGCGCGGCAAUUGGGGGCAGCUGCAGCAGUGUCUAGUGAACGCUUGCAAGAAGUCUUUGAUCGACUAUCGGGCUCGCUUCCUUUCCAGGCUGUGACCCAAAAUGGUUCAAAUUGGCGCGCCCGAGUGAAAGUAAGCCAAGCAACUGUAUGUGGUCCGACACGGCAGUCCAAAGCACCUGCCGAAGAGGAUGCGCGCUUACUGCAGCAAGCGCAGCAAAUUUCGAGCGCAGAGGUGCAGAACGUGGCCCAGCGGUUGCAGCAGGAGGCUACGGGCAUGCGUGCUGAGGCGACUGUCACCAAACAUGGUUCAGGGUGGCGCGCUCGUGUGAAGGGUGCCCAGACACAAGUUAAUGGUCCUACCAGGCAGUCCAAGGCGGCUGCUGAAGUGGAUGCCGGUCGAUUGCAAGCUGCCCACCAGAGCUCCACCGAAGAGCUAUACAAACCGUGGCUGAGCGGCUGCAGCAGAUGCAUGAUGCUUUGGGACUGCAGCGACAGCAGAAACGUGCCAGACUGCGUGCGAGAAAUGCCGCAGAUAUCCGCAGAUGAUUUCGACGCUGAGGUGGCUUCUAAGAGCGUGCAGCUUCUGGUUUCAGCGAUUCAAGAUGUAGAAGGAUUAGCACCACGCAGCAAAGAUGUCUUAGAGAAACUUGCAAGCAACGACUGGGAUUACAUUGCACCAUUUGCUUUACUGAAUCAGCUUUAUGCAACCUAUGAAGGAAAAUUUAGACCUGGUGAAAGCGCAGAUGCUGGAGAAGCUUGUUGCUUGCUGUUGGAACGGUGUGUCUACGGAAGUGAUAUUGUGCAUCUGUUGCCUACAUCGAUUGCAAUGGCUCGGUGUGGCGACACUGUUACAGAACUGACGCGUGAGCAUUUUGCCGCAUGCCGGCCACCCAGUGAUGUGGCAAUUUUCGAAGUGGCACCCGUCGAUGGCGGCCGGGUGAGCUGGUCUCAGUUGUUGGUGGCACCGCCCUCUGGCGAGGGCAACAACUACCUCUACACAGUUUCGGGCUUUGUGGCGCAUGUAUCUGGAGGUCAUUUCGUGGCGUAUGUUCGCUCGCAGAAUCAAUGGCAGGCAGAAAUGGCCGACAAAGACAAUUGCCGCAUGUUGACGGAGAUUCCUGUGAAGGAUUGGAUUGGUUGCCCUGCCACCGUCUCAUCCUUGAGCGCUCUGGUGGGAGCCAUCGUGCCUGGACAAUUGCGGAAGUUGGAGACGGUCUUUGAAGUUGUAGGUUUGCAAGUUUUGGGCAUUUCGUCCGUGAAGACGGAAAUGGAUGUGUGGCUCAUUGAUUCCUGCGUGAAAUGCAAAAAGGCAGCACCGUGCGAGGCUCAUCCCACGGACGGCACCGAGAAGCGCUUCGCUCUCAGGCUCACGCUCGCAGAUUGCAACUGCCAGUGCACCGCCGUGCUUUACCACGAACUGGUGCUGCGAGCAGCCGCCAGUAUGGAUUGCGUGCUAUCCGAUACGGUGCACGUAUCGAAAGGUGAAGAUACCCCGGGACGCUGGAUCAGGGGCAACCAGCAGAUUUGGAACUAUUCACUAACUCUGGAGUUGGAGUGCCGUCAUCUGCAGCCGUGUUGGCGGGCCAGCGGAGCUGGCGCUGUCGUCAAGUUCGGCGCGCUGCAGCGGAAAGUCCCGCACUGCCAGUUGGACACUGGCUGUCCCGUGGCACCUUUGAACAUGCUGCAGGUCGAUGUCCAGUUGGGGUUGAUUUGUGUUGGUGAAGUGGAAGCUAGUUUCGUGCGAGCUCUGGUGGCCUUCAAUGACGUGCAGCUGCCUGAUGAAGAAGCUCUCCAGCAAGACAACACAGCCAUCUCGACGAUGCGGGUGAAGAGAUCCGUGGAUUGCCUGCUAUCUGGCGCCACCGAGACAAGCGUGACGCACCGGGCAAAGCUGCGGAGCGCUGGUCCCGCUUCGGCAGUCAAUUGGAUGUUGCAAGGCCGUGCGGGCGAAGCGCACUUGGUCGUCUUGGCCCACACCGAGGAAGAUGGCGAGUGGAGCUUGCUCUGGCACGUGCCGGUCGAUGCACACCGUGUGGAAGGGGCAUGGACACCAAUGAAACGACUCGCCAGCGUCGUCAAGCAAACGCCGGAAGAGACAACGAUGGCGGAGGUACUUUUCCGAUCUUCCAUCGUCGGGCCUGUGGCUGUAGGGCAGACCAGAGAGCACGGAAACGACAGCUGCCGUUUCGCUGCCCUGUGGGCUGCGUUCUCGCAGGUGCUCUCUCGGGACCUCGCAGCGACUUUAUCAACGUUGGCGGGUGAGCUGAGCCGAUCCGAUAGUGAAGAUACGCUGGAAGAGCAAGCUGCGGUGCUUCUCGAACUACCACGCAAACGCGCAGUUCUGCGAGAAGCUGCAGAAAGUUCCAUUGCCGGCUCUCGGCCAAGUCGCUGCCCCGCUCGGCUCUUUGCGCCCUUUGCCUUCCAGCAGACCUCCAACAAGUGCUGUCGACGACCACGUUCGCUGCACUGUGAUAGCUGGAAGCGUCGUCGCGGAGCUUUUCGUCCUCAGGGGCCAACCAUGGCUGCUGCCACUUCUGCAGCUUACAGCCCGCAGCCUGGCACCAGUCCGCUAUACGAAUUCUGCGAGCUCCAGACCCUGAUGCUACGAAAUUUGGACCAGGUUCAACUGAGAGACGUGGACCUUCGGUGCCCAGACAGUCCGUUAGCCAAGAAACUCGGCAACGUACUUUUCCGAUUUGUCAUCGUUGUUGGACCCGUGGCUGUAGGACAGGUACUUUUCCGAUUUGUCAUCGUCGUCGGACCCGUGGCUGUAGGACAGGCGCGCGCAGUACCAGUGCGACGAAGUCGCUGGACGCGCCCAAAGGCCGAAUGGCAAAAAAGGGCGUCGCCGAAGGAAAAGGUGGCAGCGAAGAAGAAGGCCUCUGCGACAGCAAAGGCGAAAGCCACCAAGCAGAAGAAAGCUGCGGAGGUAGAGGCCGCCGCCAAAGAGGUUGCAGAGAAAGGCGAAGAGGCGCUCGCCGAGAAAGACGCCCUCAAGUUAGAGCUGGGCACCUCAAAAAAAGAAAGGCGCCAGAAGAAGCAAAAGAAGGAAAGAAGGGAGCGCGCAAAAAAAAGCAAAAGGAGAACAGAGAAAGCGCCAAAAAGGCGCGGUAAGGGAACCCUCUCUGUAAUAGAUGUUGCACGGCAAUUUGAAGCGCACGAUGAGUUGUUGUCAUC